UCGGGGGCGUGGUGACCGACUGUGCUUUUUAACGACAGCACUCUUGUUUUGCUAGUUUAACGUUAGUCGUUGUGGCUAACGCCUUGCUGUGAAUUCGUUCACUUAGUUUACACAUCAGUUUAGGUAUUGGACCGGAUAAAGCAAUAUUUUAGUGUAACGUAAACCUAGUAGAUAUCCGUAAACUUUUUAUUCGCUCUAACUGUUUUGCAGUAGCUCAAAGCUAGCCAGCUAGCAGGGCUAACUGUGUGGCUAAUGUUAGUUUUUAGCAUCGCUAGUAGCUAAAUGUUAGCCGGAAGACCAUAAUCCUCUAACGUAAAUACAGCAGGCUUUAGCUUUAUCUAAACUGGUAACACCAGUGCCAGAAAAAUUAGCUCUCAAGCGGGAGGACUGACAUGAACGAUGGCGUUAACUGUGGACGUCCCCGCAGAUGAGUGGCCCUGAGAAAUGAUUCAGCUGGAUGACUUAGCAACAAUGUCCUGCAAAUCAACCAAAGUGGCCCCAAGUGUUGAUUUCGACCACAGUUGCUCCGACAGCGUGGAAUAUUUGACGCUUAAUUUCGGCCCUUUUGAGACUGUUCAUCGGUGGAGAAGGCUCCCUCCGUGUGAUGAGUUUGUUGGCGCAAGGCGCAGUAAGCACACAGUUGUGGCAUACAGGGAUGCCAUUUACGUGUUUGGGGGAGACAAUGGGAAGAACAUGUUGAAUGACUUGCUCCGCUUUGAUGUGAAGGACUGCUCAUGGUGUCGAGCCUUCACCACUGGAACUCCACCUGCUCCCAGAUAUCACCAUUCAGCUGUUGUCUAUGGCAGCAGCAUGUUUGUUUUUGGGGGCUACACUGGAGACAUCUACUCAAACUCAAACCUGAAAAACAAAAAUGACCUUUUUGAGUACAAGUUUGCAACAGGGCAGUGGACUGAAUGGAAAGUGGAAGGGAGCUUGCCGGUGGCUAGGUCUGCACAUGGGGCUACAGUCUAUAGUGACAAACUGUGGAUAUUUGCUGGCUAUGAUGGGAAUGCCCGGCUGAAUGACAUGUGGACCAUCAGUCUGCAAGAUCGAGAACAUGCGUGUUGGGAGGAGAUCGAUCAGAGUGGUGAGAUUCCUCCAUCUUGCUGCAACUUCCCUGUAGCCGUAUGCCGGGACAAGAUGUUUGUGUUUUCUGGUCAGAGUGGAGCCAAGAUCACCAACAACCUCUUCCAGUUUGAGUUCAAGGGGCACAUGUGGACUCGCAUCCCGACUGAACACUUACUGCGGGGCUCCCCCCCACCUCCCCAGAGACGUUAUGGCCACACUAUGGUUGCCUUUGAUCGCCACCUGUAUGUAUUUGGAGGUGCUGCUGACAACACUCUGCCCAACGAGUUGCACUGCUAUGAUGUGGACUCUCAGACCUGGGAGGUGAUCCAUCCCAGCCUGGACAGUGAGAUGCCCAGUGGGAGACUCUUCCAUGCUGCUGCUGUGAUUCAAGAUGCCAUGUACAUCUUUGGAGGAACUGUGGACAACAAUGUGCGCAGUGGGGAGAUGUAUCGAUUCCAGUUCUCCUGCUACCCGAAGUGUACUCUCCAUGAGGACUAUGGCAAACUGUGGGAAAAUCGUCAGUUUUGUGAUGUGGAGUUUAUUUUGGGCGAGAGGGAGCAGAGAGUCCUGGGGCAUAUUGCCAUAGUGACUGCAAGAUGUCGGUGGCUGCGGAAGAAAAUCCUGCAGGCUUGGGAUAGGCAGCGACAGAAGGCUAAACAGGAGAGCAGCGAGGAAAGUGACGAAGGGACAUUUGGAGGCCCGAGGGAUAUCCCCGCAGGCAGCAGGCCAUCGGGCACACAGCCGAUGCUAGAGGUAUCCAUCAGGGAAGCGGAGGCCCAGCCUUUUGAAGUCUUAAUGCAGUUCCUCUACACAGACAAGAUCCAGUACCCACGCAGAGGUCAUGUCCAGGAUGUUCUUCUAAUCAUGGAUGUAUACAAACUAGCCCUUAGUUUUAAGCUUUCCCGACUGGAGCAGCUGUGUGUGCAGUACAUUGAGGCAUCUGUUGACCUGCAGAACGUUCUUAGUGUUUGUGAAAAUGCCAACAAGCUGCAACUGGACCAGCUCAAGGAACAUUGCCUUAAUUUUGUGGUGAAGGAGUCGCACUUCAACCAGGUGAUCAUGACAAAAGAGUUUGAACAUCUGUCCACCCCACUGAUUGUGGAGAUAGUGAGACGAAAGCAGCAGCCUCCUCCCAGGUUGUACUCAGACCAGCCUGUGGACAUUGGGACCUCCCUGGUCCAAGACAUGAAGGCUUACCUGGAGGGAGGCGGCCUGGAGUUCUGCGACAUUGUCCUGCUGUUAGAUGGACACCCACGACCCGCUCAUAAAGCCAUUCUGGCCGCCCGUUCAAGUUACUUUGAGGCAAUGUUCCGUUCCUUCAUGCCCGAGGACGGUCAGGUUAAUAUCUCCAUCGGCGAGAUGGUUCCAAGUAAGCAGGCCUUUGAGUCCAUGCUGCGUUAUAUCUACUAUGGCGACGUUAACAUGCCUCCAGAGGAUUCCCUCUAUCUGUUCGCUGCACCAUAUUACUACGGGUUUUCCAACAACAGGCUGCAGGCUUACUGUAAGCAGAAUCUGGAGAUGAACGUCACUGUGGAGAAUGUCUUGCAGAUUCUGGAGGCAGCUGAUAAGACCCAGGCUCUGGACAUGAAGAAGCACUGCUUGCACAUUAUUGUCCACCAGUUCAUCAAGGUAUCCAAGCUCCCCAACCUGCGGUCUCUCAGCCAGCUGCUGCUGUUGGACAUCAUUGAGUCUCUAGCUACACACAUAUCAGACAAACAGUGUGCUGAGAUGGGCUCCGACAUUUAGGAUGACGCCAAGAGGGCGGGGCCUUUUCUCCUCUCACAGAAGCCAUACAUUUCUGCUCCACCAACUUUAGUCAUUCCCUCCUCCCCAACACGCAGUACUUUACUUUGGACCUCGCAUGUCUUGACCCCCAUACAGUAGAUACCUUUUUAUCUGUGAUUGGAGUUGUUCUUUCACUCUGCGUCUCAAUGAGGAGUGAAAUCAGUGAAGAUACCAUAUUCUAGCUCAGUUAGAAAUGUUAAAAUGUCUAAAAAAAUCCCUUUAUGUUAAUUUUAUUUUGACUACAUGAAAGGAAGGGUUUCUGCUCAGUAUUGCUGCUGCAUUUUUAGAUAUGCAGUGGACUGUAAUAAUUCGUACUUGUGAUACUAUAGAAGUGUUGCCCUUGACUGUUAAGUUAUCUGCCCAGAUACUUAAUCAAAAUAUACUAUAAAAUGGAUUAUUCAUCAUCAAUAAAUCUGUAUUGUAUUCUCAGCUCUGACACAGUUAAGAUUAUAUGAAAAUAAUUAGAUUGUGUGUUUGUCUUAAAGCGGUUUUGUUUACAGUUAGUCAUUGGCACACAUCUUUGUAAUACUAAUCACUUCAUACCAUUACUAAUGAGCUGUCUUCAUCCAUACAGUAUAGCAGUGUGUAUUUAGUGACAUCAGUAUGUUAAUAUUUACCCACAUGGAAAUCAUGUAUUUAAAGCCUUAAUAAAUCUUCUCAUACAAAAUGA
This is a messenger RNA of Micropterus dolomieu (smallmouth bass), 3523 nucleotides long. RefSeq names its product leucine-zipper-like transcription regulator 1 (gene lztr1). The coding region runs from base 445 to 2814 and encodes 789 amino acids. The transcript is spliced from 19 exons. The record is from RefSeq and is a predicted model, not a curated record. NCBI's taxonomy places the organism in Eukaryota, Metazoa, Chordata, Actinopteri, Centrarchiformes, Centrarchidae. Gene Ontology annotation, cellular component: Golgi apparatus. Gene Ontology annotation, molecular function: protein binding.